GGCUUGCAUGUCUGCAACUUCGCAGGUGCCGCCGGUGUCGGGAUCGUGAACGCCGGCAGAAGGGCUGCCACAGGGACUCAAGCACUGGGAUCCUGUGCCCGGCAGCCACCAUGUUCGCCAAGCUGAAGAAGAAAAUCGCCGAGGAGUCUGCAGUCGCCCCGCGGCCUGGGGGUGGCACCAGGAUCCCAAGGUCGGUGAGCAAGGAAUCGGUCGCCUCUAUGGGAGCUGACUCCGGAGAUGACUUUGCCUCCGAUGGCAGCAGCUCCCGAGAAGAUCUCUCGUCCCAGCUGCUGAGAAGGAAUGAGCAGAUCCGGAAGUUAGAAGCCAGGCUCUCCGACUAUGCUGAACAGGUCCGAAACUUGCAGAAGAUAAAAGAGAAGCUUGAAAUUGCAUUAGAAAAACAUCAGGAUUCUUCCAUGCGGAAAUUUCAAGAGCAGAAUGAGACAUUCCAAGCCAACAGAGCCAAAAUGGCAGAAGGACUGGCUUUGGCAUUAGCCAGAAAGGACCAGGAAUGGUUAGAAAAGAUGGAUCACCUUGAAAAGGAAAACAGGCUUCUGACAGCUCAGUUACAGGAAGUGAAAAGCCAGAGUCUGAAUCUGUUCCAAAGGAGAGAUGAGGCGGAUGAACUGAAGGGGUUCCAGCAGCAGGAACUAAGUAAAGUGAAGCAUAUGCUGUUAACAAAAGAAGAAAGUUUGGGGAAAGUGGAGCAGGAGCUUGAGGCUCGGACCAGAGAACUCAGCCGCACCCAGGAGGAGUUGCUGGCUUCCCAUCAGAUGUCAUCAGACUUGAGCCAAAAGCUGGAAGAACUGCAGAGACACUGCUCGACGCUGGAAGCGCAGAGAGAUCAUGUGACAGCUUCAAAAGCAGGUGCAGAGAGUAAGAUCACAGCCCUGGAACAAAGGGAACAAGAGCUCCAAGCAUUCGUUCAGCAGCUUUCCCUUGAAUUACAAAAGGUCACUGCUGAAACUCAGGACAAGAACAUAGUGAUCACACACUUGCAAGAGAAGGUCGCGUCCUUGGAGAAGAGACUGGAACAGAACUUGUCAGGGGAAGAGCAUUUGCAGGAACUCCUGAGAGAGAAAACACUUGCUGAGCAGAACUUGGAGGAUGUCAGACAGCAGCUUCUGGCAGCCAGAGGCAGCCAGGCCAGUGCUGUGGAGGAGCUGGAGACCCGGGUGAGGGACCUCGAGGCAACUCUGCAGGCGUCUGAGGAAAGGCUCCGGCAAAGCAGCGACGUCGUGGCUGCCCAGGAGGUGCAGAUCCAGCAGCUGGCUGCUGCAAACCAAGAGAGCAACCACGUGCGGCAGCAAUGCACGGAGCACACCCACACCCUCGAGGCCCAGCUUGCUGCUCUGGAGGUCGCACGGGCAGCUGAGCAGACAGCCGCGGAGCAAAGGAUGCGAGAACUGAAGGAAGAAAACGCUGCCCUUAAGGAGAGCAGGAAUGAAUGCGAGCACUCUUUACAGCACCAUCAGGGGGAACUGAAGAAGCUGAAGGAAGAAUGGAGCCAAAGAGAAAUUGUGAGUGUGGCCAUGGCCCAAGCCCUAGAGGAGGUGAGGAAGCAAAGGGAGGAAUUUCAGCAACAGGCCGCCAGCCUGACAGCUGCAAUGGAAGAGAAGGAACAGAGUCUGCGGGAAACAUCCCAGGUGCUUCUGCAGAAGGAGCGGGAGUUUGUGGAGCUAGAGAAAGGUCACGAGUCAGCUCUGCUGCAGCUGCGCCAGUUGCAGAGUGAGUUGGAGGUGCUGAGGGGCCUGCGGGCAGUAGAAGCCGCGGCCCAGGAGGACCUGCUGAGGCUGCCCGGCACGCUGCACGUGAGCUCAAAGACCACGCAAGAUCCUGUGUACCAGCUUCCAGCUGCAGGCGGAGUGCCAAAUGGUGAGCUGGGGGCUCUGGAGCUAGGGAAGUUACAGAAGGAGAAGCAGGACUUGGAGCAGCAGCUGACCGAGAAGAACAAGACCAUAAAGCAGAUGCAGCAGAGAAUGCUGGAGCUGAAGAAGACCCUGCAGAGGGAGCUGAAAAUCAGACCUGACAGUGAGCUUUUUGAUGUCCGGGAGAAGCCUGGCCCUGAGCUGCCGCAGAUGGCGCCAUCGGUUAGCAAUCAUACGGACCUCAGCGACACACGCGAGAUCAACUUCGAGUACCUUAAGCACGUGGUCUUAAAAUUCAUGUCUUGUCGGGAGUCCGAGGCUUUCCAUCUCAUCAAAGCUGUGUCAGUCCUGCUGAACUUUUCCCCGGAGGAAGAGAACAUGCUGAGAGAGACCCUGGAGUACAAGAUGUCAUGGUUUGGGUCCAAACCAGCCCCCAAGGGCAGCAUCCGGCCCUCCAUCUCCAGCCCUCGAAUACCAUGGUCCUAGGGGGACCGCUGGGACGGAGCUCCGUGGGGGACGCUGCUUCUGUGAGAAGAUCUCUGGCAUGUUGGUGCGGGUGGGUUUUUAAUCCCUGUAACCGCAGUAUUUUGUACAAGCAUCUGAACGGUGUUUACAAGACUCAAGGCCCGCUUCCCUGCAGGCUGACAGCACCUCGGCAGGGAGCUGUUCCUGUGUCACUCACCUGGCGUGAGGGGCCCAGCCGGCACCCCGCCUGCACCCGAACCCUCUACUUAAACCUUAGCACGUGGAGUCACAGCACAGGCUCCUAGCAGGUGGUGGUGGUGGUCGUUGUCCCAUGGUGAUUCUCACGUCUGAAGAGGAUGCUGGAGGCGAAGACCACCCAGGGCGAUGUCUCGCUGUGGACACCUGCGCCUGGUGCCCAGCCCCUGUCCCAGGCUGGUGGCUGGGCAGAGCCCUCUCCACUCAGAGGUGUGGGCACAGAGGAGUCAGGGCAGGUGGCUGGAGCCCUCUCGGGAAGACCUCCAGCCUCCCAGCUCGCAACAGGCACUGGUGGAAGAUGCAGCUUUCUGAUGGCGUCUCCAUUUCACUGCAAGAACCAGCCAGUGUGUCCAGGCCCCAGGUGUAGCACCAAAUACACUCAGUUGCCUUUGGAAUGAACUUAACUGUCCCAGAUGGGUUGCUGGUAAACGAUUUUAGCUCUUUGCUGUUA
Molecule: messenger RNA, 3039 nt
Organism: Ochotona princeps (American pika)
Lineage: Eukaryota; Metazoa; Chordata; Mammalia; Lagomorpha; Ochotonidae
Gene: GOLGA1
Product: golgin A1
Exons: 21
Coding region: 111-2354 (747 amino acids)
Cellular component (GO): Golgi apparatus
Source: RefSeq, a predicted model, not a curated record